AUGGUUGCAGAAACUAAGCUGUACGAUUCCUUGGGUAUCAAACCCGAUGCAUCACAAGACGAAAUAAAAAAAGCAUAUCGGAAGGCCGCAUUGAAAUACCAUCCGGACAAGAACAAGGAUAACCAGACCGCGUCGGAGAAAUUCAAAGAGGUCUCACAGGCCUACGAAGUUCUGUCUGAUCCCGAAAAGCGCAAGAUCUAUGACCAAUUCGGCCUCGACUAUCUGAUGCGGGGCGGGCCGGCCCCUCCGCCCGGUGGUGGUGCUGCUGGCGGUCCCGGUGGAAGUCCAUUCGACGGUGGAAUGCCGGGUGGAUUCUCAUUCGGAGGCAUGCCUGGAGGAGGCGGUGCCCGGACAUUCCGUUUCUCAACCGGCCCUGGCGGAAGCAGCGGCUUCCAGUUUAGCUCUGCAGAUGAUAUCUUCCGGAACUUCGCCAAGGCUGGUGGCAGUGGAAUGGACAAUGACGAUCUGUUUGAUAUUCUGGGCGGUGGUCUCGGAGGCGGCGGCGGCGGCCGUAGCUUCCGCUCAAGCCGUGGUCCUGGUGGCUUCCAGCAAUCUCAGCGCGCACCUACCCCCGAACCGACCGUGGUCGAAAAGGAGUUACCAUUGACACUGGAAGAGUUGAUGCGCGGAACCACGAAGAAGGUAACCGUAAAGAGCAAGACUUUCGACGCGAGCGGAAAGCGCACCGUCCAAGAUGUGACACUCGAAGCGAACAUCAAGCCGGGCCUGCGGACCGGCUCGAAGAUCAAAUACAGAGGUGUGGGCGAUCAAGAAGAGGGCGGCAGACAGGAUGUCCACCUGAUUGUAACAGAGAAAGAACAUCCGAACUUCAGACGCCAAGGUGAUAACCUCAUCACGACCGUCGAAAUCAGUUUGAAAGAGGCCCUCACCGGCUGGGACCGGAUCGUGCGCACAAUCGAUGGGAAAUCGAUCCGUGUAUCCAAACCCGGCCCAACACAGCCCGGCUACGAGGAAAGGUUCCCAGGCCAAGGCAUGACGAUAUCAAAGAAGCCGAGUGAGCGAGGCGACCUGAUCGUUCAUGUGAUAGUUCGGUUCCCAGCCAGUUUGUCAGCUGCUCAGAAAGAUAUCCUUAAAGAUGUGCUUCCGUAA
Molecule: messenger RNA, 1110 nt
Organism: Aspergillus alliaceus
Lineage: Eukaryota; Fungi; Ascomycota; Eurotiomycetes; Eurotiales; Aspergillaceae
Product: putative DnaJ domain protein Psi
Exons: 3
Coding region: 1-1110 (369 amino acids)
Biological process (GO): translational initiation
Cellular component (GO): cytosol
Molecular function (GO): protein-folding chaperone binding
Source: RefSeq, a predicted model, not a curated record